Triticum dicoccoides is the source of this 1555-nucleotide messenger RNA. RefSeq names its product cold-responsive protein kinase 1-like. The record is from RefSeq and is a predicted model, not a curated record. Gene Ontology annotation, molecular function: protein kinase activity; ATP binding. The transcript is spliced from 6 exons. Lineage: Eukaryota; Viridiplantae; Streptophyta; Magnoliopsida; Poales; Poaceae. Gene Ontology annotation, biological process: protein phosphorylation. Bases 161 to 1435 code for a protein of 424 amino acids.
CGCCCGCUCACUCGUCGUUUCCGAACGCUCGCUGGUUGCGUUGAGCGGAGAGGCGCGCGCGCCCAUGCUGUUAGUUCUCCGGAGGAGGCGACCGGCUAGGGUGACUGUCCGUUGUCGUUCGCGAAGGAUCUGAGCUACGAGAUACGGGCAGACGGCAGCAAUGGCAGCCCGAGACACCAGUUCAAUCUUCCUGAUCCUGAUCAUCGCCCUCGUCAUAGUCAUCGUCAUCCUGCUCGGCAUCUGCUGGAGGUUCCUCGGACCGGGCAUCAUGAGGAGACUGCUCAGGCCGAGGAGAUGCCCUUCAGAGGUGCCCGAGUACUUCAGCGGCAACAUGAGCGGCAACCUGCGCACCAUCACCUACUUCGACUACGUGACGCUCAAGAAGGCCACCAAGGAUUUCCACCAGAAAAACCAGCUAGGGAGAGGAGGAUUCGGCCCUGUUUAUCUGGGGAAGCUGGACGACGGCCGGAAAGUGGCGGUGAAGCAGCUGAGCGUGGGCAAGUCGGGGCAGGGCGAGUCGGAGUUCUUCAUGGAGGUGAACAUGAUCACCAGCAUCCAGCACAAGAACCUGGUCCGCCUCGUCGGCUGCUGCUCCGAGGGCACCGAGCGCCUGCUCGUCUACGAGUACAUGAAGAACAAGAGCCUCGACAAGAUCCUCUUCGCGCCGGCCGACGCGCCGGCGACGGCGCCGCCGUUGCUGGACUGGCGCACCCGGCACCAGAUCAUCAUCGGCAUCGGCCGCGGGCUGCAGUACCUGCACGAGGAGUCCAACCUGCGCAUCGUCCACCGCGACAUCAAGGCCAGCAACAUCCUCCUCGACGACAAGUUCCAGCCCAAGAUCAGCGACUUCGGCCUCGCCCGCUUCUUCCCCGAGGACCAGACCUACCUCAGCACCGCCUUCGCCGGCACGCUGGGGUACACGGCGCCGGAGUACGCCAUCAGGGGGGAGCUCACGGUGAAGGCCGACACGUACAGCUUCGGCGUGCUGGUGCUGGAGAUCAUCAGCAGCAGGAAGAACACUGACCUUAACCUCCCCAACGAAAUGCAGUACCUGCCCGAACACGCAUGGAGGCUGUACGAGCAGUCCAAGAUCCUGGAGCUGGUGGACGCUAGGGUGCAGGGCGGCGAGGGGUUCGAUGUGAAGGAGGUGAUGCAGGUGUGCCAGAUCGCGCUGCUCUGCGUACAGCCGUACCCGAACUCGAGGCCGGCCAUGUCGGAGGUGGUGCGCAUGCUCACCAUGAAGACCGACCAGUCCAUCCCGGCGCCAGCCAAGCCGGCGUUCCUCGACAGGAAGAACCUCAACGGCGACAGGGACGCCGCGUCCUCGGACACCGCCACCAUGGAGAUGAUGAGGUCGCCGGCGGGCUACUGGAUGAUGACGCCCUCGCCCAUGCUCGAGGUCGACAGGCCCUACGACAUGAGCUUCGGCAAAUGAUCCAUGGCGCGCCGCACGCAGCACCGUGAAAUUCGUGACCGAUGAUUCCAUGCUAGCUUUACACAAGUACGAGUAUCUGUUUAUUGCCUUUUCUUGUAGAUACCACGAACAUUUUUUAGA